AUGAGUUUCCAAACAACUGAUUCCAAAAAAGAAGAAUUCAGAAAAUAUUUAGAGAAAAGUGGCGUUAUUGACCAACUCACCCGAGUCCUUGUUGGACUUUAUGAAGAGCCUGAAAAGCCAUCAAAUGCAAUUGAGUAAAUUUCAUUUAGCUUUAUAAAGCGUUAUUUGGGAACACCUUCAGAUAUUGACACGGAAACUUUGAGAGCUGAGUAUGAAGCUUUAAAGGAAAGAAAUGCUCAGCUUGAAAGAGAAGUUGAAGAGCUUCGGCAAGAACUUGAAAACUUAAGACCAAGUGAUUAA
Molecule: messenger RNA, 300 nt
Organism: Blepharisma stoltei
Lineage: Eukaryota; Ciliophora; Heterotrichea; Heterotrichida; Blepharismidae
Source: the annotation of a GenBank genome assembly